AUGCCUCCAAGAAAGAAAACUUCUAUAAAAUCAGAUAAGUAUAUUGAAAUCUUUCCUGAAAUAGAGGAAGAAAUCUUAGAAACUUAUACACUUAUAAUUGGUGAAGAGGAAGACUUUUAUCUUAAUAAACUUCCUGAGUUUUUUAAAUUAUUAAACAUACCGUCGUGUUUUGUCGCAGAUAUUAAUCAAUGUAUAGAAUAUUAUUAUGAAUUCAUUAGACCCAAUCCGGAAUUAAUAUUUGAUGCUACUAAUGCUAAACAUUAUACGACAUUGAAUUGUAUUAAUGCAUUUACUAUUACUGGUAAAAUUGAUAAACUUGAUAUGAUUAUUGAUAUUAUAGAUAUAGAUAAAUUAAUUAAGAAUUGUAAUCGAUUAAUCAAAUUUAGAAAUGAGUAUGCUCAUAUUUACGAUACUUGGAGUAUGCUUGUUGAAGCAUCACUCAGUCCAAAUAAUAAUAAUGAUAAUAAUAAUAAUAAAGAUAAUGAUAAAUCUAAUGAUAAAUCUAAUGAUAAAUCUAAUGAAAACAGACAAUUAUCAGAAAAAUUUAUACUAAAUUAUAAACUAGGUAUACCUGAAUUGAAAACUAUAAAGACGAGUCUACAGUUGGAUACUGAUCGUAAGAGCUCAGCAGCUCUUGGGGAUGCAUUUCUAAUAGAUAUGUUGAGUUUCCCCACUACAAAUGAGAGAGGUCAAAUAUUAAACUUUGAUUUUAACAAACCAAAGUUUGGAUUAUGUGUUACCAUUAAGGACUUUGCCGAAGUAUUAGGUAAUUUAGGUGAAUUAGAUGUUGUUAAAUAAUGUAUAUAGCCCGUAAUGAAAAUUAAAAGCUU
Scheffersomyces amazonensis is the source of this 830-nucleotide messenger RNA. RefSeq lists its product as uncharacterized. The transcript has a single exon. NCBI's taxonomy places the organism in Eukaryota, Fungi, Ascomycota, Pichiomycetes, Serinales, Debaryomycetaceae. The record is from RefSeq and is a predicted model, not a curated record. The coding region runs from base 1 to 798 and encodes 265 amino acids.